Molecule: messenger RNA, 877 nt
Organism: Mauremys mutica (yellowpond turtle)
Lineage: Eukaryota; Metazoa; Chordata; Testudines; Geoemydidae
Gene: C1H11orf42
Product: chromosome 1 C11orf42 homolog
Exons: 3
Coding region: 32-877 (281 amino acids)
Source: RefSeq, a predicted model, not a curated record
GCCAGCGCAGCCCCACGCCCGGCCCCCCACCAUGGCGGACAGCGGGGCCUCGGCGCUGGAGAUCGGGGAGGCCGAUGCCAACUGGGCGCUGAUCAGAGACAAGGUGGUUGAGGAGCGCUUUGGCCCCGCCGUGGUGCCCGUGCCCUUCCUGGAGGACGCGGCGGCCUACGAGCUGCUGAGCGUGCUGGUGAGGAAGCCGGUGGGGGCGCGGCGGCUGCUGGGCCGGGCCCGGGCCCUGGUGCCGGUGGGGGCGCUGGCGCAGCUGGUGCAGCAGGGGCUGGAGCCGGGGGAGCUGGCGCGCGGCACGCGGGAAUACAGCGCCCGGGCGCGGGGCGAGGCGCACUACGAGGAGACGCGCCUGGUGGCCGGCGCCCCCUGCCACAUCCAGCUGCAGCUGGGCAGCCUGCACAAGAAGGUGGCCUUCCUGGCGCUGCGCCCCGACCUGCCCUGGCUCCGCGGCCUGCGCAGCCUCUACCUCCUGCACGAGGUCUUCUACUGCGGGGGGCUGGCGCUGGCCGUCGCGCGGGGGCCGAGCCGCCGCACCCUGCACCUGCCGGGGCCCCGGCCCCUCGCCUUCCGCUGCCUCAAGUUCGCCCUCGGCCCCCGCGGCCUCCUCGGCCCCCAGAAACCCCUGGGGCCCGCGCUGCCCGCCAGGGCGGCCUGGCUCAAGCUGCCAGCGCCGGAGCCCCCGGCCCCUCCCGCCGAGAGCAAGAGCAGCCCCCAGGGCCGGAGCCCCUUCGGCAGGGCCUCCAGGGCAGGGAAGUGGCCGUUCGCCAGGCGCCGCGCCCAGCCAGCCGCCCCCCGGCGCGGGGACCCCGACCGGCACGCCAUGUCCCUGCCCCUGCUGCCGAGCGCCGAGUCCGACAGCGACGGCUGA